UUGGAAUUUUUUAAAGGAAGCAAAAUCUAAAGUUUGUAUGUUAAUAUCUUGAGCUUUCAAUUCGGUGAUUCAUUGAUUUUACAAGCGUAUUUGUUGUUUUGAAAUCCCAAAGUGGUGGAGACUGGCAGAUACACACAACAGCGCAGAUAUCUGCUUUGCACCUGAGGGUUUUGAAAAUGCAUUCAUCAAAUGGCAAUAUUCGCACGAAAAUAUGAAAGGAAAUUGCCAAUUGAUGACACCGAAACGCUGAGCUGUGAAAUUGUCACAGUUGAGGAAGUCAACGGACACACGGAAUAUUUGCUGCGGGUGCAACGCGGACCAAAUCAGGAAAACUCUUGGAAAGUUUUGCGCCGUUAUAAUGACUUCUAUAAACUCCAUCAAAAACUUGGGGCCCCUGGCGCAUUGCCAAAAAAGCGCUUCUUCGGGAAUAUGCGCCCGGAUUUCAUAGCUGAACGGAAAGAGGCAUUACAAAUUUACAUAAACACCGUACUAAUGAAUCCUAUAUUGGCAUCAUCGCUGCCAGCCAAGCGUUUUGUUGACCCCGAAAACUACGCGCAAUCUUUUCAUGAUCAUGCUAUGCAGAAUGCGCUGCUGUGCCUGCGCAACGACUCUGUGUGGGCAUUAGGGGCAACACUAGGACCGAUAGGCUGGCGCCUACGGAAGCAUUAUUUUAAAGUCACCACAAAACCACCAGAAAAGACACACAACAAACUGUUGGUUAAGAGUGGCUCGCAAACGCACCAGAGCAAACAUUUUGCCGCAGGCAGCAGCAAUGGCAGCGGAGGAUCAAUUGAUGCUGGCACCUUCGAUCCUAAUACCGAGAUGGUUGCCGAAUGGUUGGAAUAUGGACCGGACAAGUACAUCGAGGAAAAAGAAAUGAAUGGCGUAUUGAAAAGCUUAAUGGGCUUACAGCAUCCGCAUAUUGAGCCUGUCGUACUAGCAGCACACACAGAGAGUGGCUGUUUGGUUAUAAGAAAAUUUCACAAAAAUGGCACUUUAAAGGAUGUUUUAUGCAUGGCUGGAAAUCCAAAAAAUCCGUUUCUCAGCAAAUAUGGCAAUCCAAAGGGGCGCACUGCACUGUCCAUGAAACAAGUUGCUACAUAUGGAAAGCAAAUCUUAGAGGCUAUGAUAUUUUUGCACUCAAAGGGAUACGCUUACGGUCAUUUACAUUCCGGCAAUGUUGUCAUUGUGGACGAUUGCGUCAAACUCUUAGACAUUGAAAACCAAGUUCUGGGCGUGCCCGCCUUCUACAGGCCAUUUUUUGUGCAACAUAGCAAAAUCCAUACGAUUGAGACAAUUGACGUUUACUCUUUUGGUCAUGUAAUAUUUGAAAUGGCUAUGGGGUAUCCCCUUCAGGAGUCGAUUGUGGUACGCCAAAUUACCGAAUGCCCCGAAGCGCUAAAAUGCCUGCUGGAAAGUAUACUCUCGAAGGAGGCAUGCAAGGCUGGCCUGCCGACUUUAGAGCAAUUAAUUGGUCACCGAUUCUUCACACAGUACGCUGCGACAGCGCCAUCAGAUAGUGGAGCUGUUCCUGAAAAACCAUACUUCAAAUUGUCACUAAACGCCAAGGAACUGCUGAAGCAGGCGGCUUUGAGGGCCGAAAACCGUUUACGUGAUGAACAGAAAUCGGUGAAAAACCAGAAGAGGAUUGUACGUGUACAAGAGCUCAUGAGUUCAGAAGAGGAAAAACGCAAAUCCAAGCAUAAAGCCAAAUUAGAGCACAAACAAUCGAAGCUAAAGCAGCAAGGUUCACUCCAAACGAACAAUGGACGCUUGUCGCUUUCCGCAGCUUCUUCUAGCACAGCUGCUGUCAGUGGUCUGAACACAGCAGAUUCAUUCAAUCGCUCAGACAGCGCACUAACGCCCGAAGAACCCACACUGGCCGGCAUCAAAUCUCCCCCACUUACGCCAGCUCUGCAUAUGGCAACGCAGACACUGCAGCAAACACCAUUUGAUGUGGCUGACCUUCCAGCAAGCACCAGCGGCGGUGCCGCAUCGGUGGAAAGGCAGUCUUCAACACCGAAUAUGUCAUCGGAAGACACUAGCGAGCCCACACGCUCGGCCCUGCUCGAAUCUAUAUGCAAAUUUAAUCGCGGUUCUUUGCGCAAAGUACGAUCUAAUGAUUAAGAAACUCAAAGAAACACUACUUUCAAUAUUGGACCAAAUUGGCGUUAUGAAAUAACGGUGCCAUUACCAAGAACACAAAAAUGUAAUACCAAACCAAAAAUGAAGAUCCUUUUUUAGAAAAA
Scaptodrosophila lebanonensis is the source of this 2249-nucleotide messenger RNA. Its product is annotated as PX domain-containing protein kinase-like protein. The coding region runs from base 190 to 2127 and encodes 645 amino acids. The transcript has 8 exons. Gene Ontology annotation, molecular function: phosphatidylinositol binding; actin binding; ATP binding. Gene Ontology annotation, biological process: endosome to lysosome transport; early endosome to late endosome transport; protein phosphorylation. Gene Ontology annotation, cellular component: late endosome; early endosome; extrinsic component of endosome membrane. The record is from RefSeq and is a predicted model, not a curated record. NCBI's taxonomy places the organism in Eukaryota, Metazoa, Arthropoda, Insecta, Diptera, Drosophilidae.